AUGGGAGCGCUGGAGCCGGGCACCGGAACCCCCAGCCCCGCCGCCCCCAUGCUCACCGGCACCGCCAGCUUCGCCAAGGAGCCACCGGGUCCCCGGGACGCUGCUGCCGCUGCCGCCGCCGCUGCUUACUACGGUGAUGGGGGAGGACCGGAGCCUGGAGCACCCCCUCCGCUACCUUACGGUACCCCCGGUGCUUUCGGCGGCCGGUUCCUGGGACCGUGUCCGCCUUACCGGGCACCGCCACCUCCCGCCGCCCCGCUUGAGGGUUACGCGGUGGAAGGUUACGCGGGUGCGGAGCUCUACGGGGGCGCGGAGGGUGCUUAUACUCCACCCGGGGCUGCCCCGUUGUGCCCUCGCUCCGGUCCGCUCUGUGCCCUGCCCGGUUACCGGGCAGCCGGGAAGGUGCAGGUGAUGCUCAACAACUACCCGCUCUGGGCCAAGUUCCACAAGCACCAGACCGAGAUGAUCAUCACCAAACAGGGCAGGCGCAUGUUCCCCUUCCUCAGCUUCAACCUCUCGGGGCUCAACCCCGUGGCCCAUUACAGCGUCUGUGUGGACGUGGUGCUGGUGGACCAGCACCACUGGCGCUACCAGGGCGGCAAGUGGGUGCAGUGUGGCAAAGCUGAGGGCAACAUGCCAGGGAACCGUCUCUACCUGCACCCCGACUCGCCCAACACAGGAGCCCAUUGGAUGAGGCAGGAGGUCUCCUUUGGGAAGCUGAAGCUCACCAACAACAAAGGGGCAUCCAACAACGUGGGCCAGAUGAUCGUGCUGCAGUCGCUGCACAAGUACCAGCCCCGGCUGCAUGUGACAGAGGUGAAGGAGGGGGAGGGCGAGGAGCCCUGCCCCUCCCCCCACACCCACACCUUUGCCUUUCCCGAGACUCAGUUCAUCGCCGUCACCGCUUACCAGAACGCCGACAUCACCCAGUUGAAGAUCGACCACAACCCCUUCGCCAAAGGCUUCCGGGACAACUUCGACUCGAUGUACUCAGCCUCGGAGGGCGAUCGCCUCACUCCCUCUCCCCCGGAGGUGCCAGGCUGCCAGCAGCUCCUGCCAGCUCCCCGCUUCCAGCCCUUCCUGCCCGAGCAGUACCCUCUGCCCCCCGGGCGCUUCUUCGGUGGGGAGCGGGGGGGUCCACUGCCCCUGCCCCCCAAGGACCCCCCGCGCUGGUUCUUUACCCCCCAGCAGCCUCCCGCCGCAGAGUACGGCGGCUACGAAACAGGGUACGGGGGGGGCAAACUGGUGCCCUAUGGGGUGAAACCCUUUGCCCUGCCACCUGCCCCCCACCCUCCCCUGCCCUACUACCCCGAGGGGCCUGGGGGAGGGUUUGGAGGGGUAGGGGGAGGCUGGAGCCCUGGGCAAUACGGUCCCAAAAACAGCCCUGGAGGGGCUCUGGGCUGGUACCGCGAGCCCCGGGAGGAAAAGGGGAAGGAGGUGGAGGGCUGGCCCCCCCCUGAGCCCCCCACCACCACCUCGGGGGACUCCUCAGACUCGGGGCUGUAUGAAUGCAAGCGGAGGAGGGUGUCCCCCUACCCCUCCAGCACCGAGAGCUCCCCCCCACCCCGAAACGGGGACCCCUACGACAAGGACCUGGGGGUCGAUGGGGGCUACUAUGGCUUCUAUGGCAACUGA
Molecule: messenger RNA, 1635 nt
Organism: Indicator indicator
Lineage: Eukaryota; Metazoa; Chordata; Aves; Piciformes; Indicatoridae
Gene: TBX21
Product: T-box transcription factor 21
Exons: 6
Coding region: 1-1635 (544 amino acids)
Biological process (GO): positive regulation of DNA-templated transcription; cell fate specification; lymphocyte migration
Cellular component (GO): nucleus
Molecular function (GO): RNA polymerase II cis-regulatory region sequence-specific DNA binding; DNA-binding transcription factor activity, RNA polymerase II-specific
Source: RefSeq, a predicted model, not a curated record